AGACUCUGCGCUCCAGUCCACGGUUCUCCACCGGAGGUGCGGAGCGCAGACAGAGUCGCUGCCGGUGUUUCGUGCAUGAACAGCAGUCAAUGCCUUCUGCUCCACCCGCUUAGAAGCUUUGAAAAUUGACGGAUCUAAACAUCACCAUCAUACCUACUUAAACACCGAGACCAACGGCUACGUUUGGAUAUACGCACCGUACAAGCACGGAGAUGUGGAUCAUAAAGUUCAUGUUGAUUUGGACCUGCUGGUUCGGAGUGAGCGCGGACUUCGAUGGCAGGUGGCCCAGACAGAUGGCCUCAUCCAAUGGGCUGUGUCGAUAUGGCGCUCGCGUCGACUGCUGCUGGGGUUGGACACGUGUUUCCUGGGGCCAGUGCCAGCCCCUCUACGUCUUAACCCACAGAGUAAUCGGGAUAAGGUGCCAACCCCAAGCGGUAUGUCAGCACGGAUGCAAACAUGGAGAAUGCGUGGGACCCAGCAAAUGCAAGUGCCAUCCAGGUUAUACAGGAAAAACGUGCAACCAAGAAGAGCAGGGCUAUGUAAUCCCCCCAUUAUGGCACAGUCACCCUCCUGUUUUUGUUCCCAUGGACCACCAGCCGAUUGCGGUGCCUUCAGAGGACUUGAACGAGUGUGGCCUCAAGCCUCGGCCCUGUAAACACAGGUGCAUGAACACAUACGGGAGCUACAAAUGCUACUGCCUAAACGGCUACAUGCUGUUACCUGAUGGGAGCUGUGGAAAUGCCCGGACAUGCAGCAUGGCGAAUUGCCAGUACGGCUGUGAAGUAAUGAAAGGAGAGGUUCGCUGCCAGUGCCCUUCCCCAGGUCUGCAGCUGGCUCCAGAUGGCAGGACCUGUGUGGAUGUGGAUGAAUGUGCCACAGGCCAUGCGGUUUGUCCCCGUUUCCGUAAGUGCAUCAACACAUUUGGGAGUUACAUCUGCAAGUGCCAUGAUGGCUUUGACCUGCAGUACAUCAAUGGGAAAUAUCAGUGCACAGAUGUGAACGAAUGCUCUUCGAGUCAACACCAGUGUGGUCCCUACGCCACCUGCUAUAACACACCUGGUUCAUACAAGUGCAAGUGUAAAGAUGACUACAGAGGUGUGGGCUACGACUGCAAACCUAUCCCAAAGGUGGUAAUUGACCCUCCACGACCUGGAAAGACCACACCAAGCCACAAUAACAACAAAGGGGGCAACAAAAUUCCAGACUCAGACCAAAAGAGGACCACCACAACAAUCAGACCACCAGUGACAGCUAAACGGAUCUCACCUACAACAACCAUCAUCACCAAAUCUCCUCCAACCAAAAAAGUCACCCCUCCAGUGAGAGUCCCAGCAACCACCACCCGUAGGCCUCUCAUACCGACACGUAAACCCCCUGUUGUGGUGACAACCAAACCUAAGGUGCCGUCCCGUCCCGCCACCACAGCUACCACCAAAGCCCCGGUAGUUACAGCAGUGGUUCCCUUUAUCCCAACACGCAGACCUUCGAUCCCCUUUGUGACGCCAAUUGAUAACAGCAUCAAAGACAUUACUCAGAAACAAAGAGGUGAUGUUCACAUACCACGAAAUCAUGGGCAAAACAAUGUGCUUGAUAUCGAUUUAGACAUUGAACUUGGCAACACAGAAGAGGAGCUGAAGGAUGACCCAGAGACGGGUCAUCUGAGCUGCUCUUUUACCCACGGUCUCUGUGGAUGGAUCCAGCGCAGAGAGGGAGACCUUCACUGGGAGACAUCUGCAGAUCCUUCAGGUGGGCGGUACCUAACGAUCUCUGAGGGCGGAGAGAAGCGAGGUGGGCGUGGCGCUCAGCUGAUCCUCCCCCUGACGACGCCCUGGAACGAGGGGAACUUGUGCCUGGCCUUCAGACACAACAUGGCGGGCCACCACGUGGGCAUGCUGCAGGUGUUCGUACAGAAGGGACGGCAGCACAGCCCUGCUGUCUGGGGUCGAACAGGAGGAAACGGCUGGAGGUCGACCCAGAUCACCAUUUGGGGCAACGGGCUAGAGAGUGUGAUCGUGAAGGGCGAGCGACGGAGAGGCCGUAAGGGCGAAAUAGCUCUGGACGACAUGAGUCUCAAACGAGGUUCUUGUCAGGAAGAGCACAAUCUGAGGAGACUUUAACACCGACAACACCGUGAACAGAGACUUUUAACGCCAGCUUUACUCACGGGACUCUAGGAAGAUGGACGCCUUACGGAAAGGGACGUGGCUUCCUGUCAGUCCUGGUAUGGUUAUGGGUGUACUUCCUCUGGCCUUCCUCAAUGGCUACAAGUGCGUGUACUCAGUUGAGUGCUGUAGGGACAAUGUAUUUUUGAAGGCCAAAACCUGGAUACGAGUUAGCAUUUUAGCACUUCCGGUUCUAUUGUUCCAGUGCCAAUGGGUUUUUGGUUAAAUGUGGUUAACAAAAACUUAUGUUUUAUUCUA
Megalobrama amblycephala (Wuchang bream) is the source of this 2420-nucleotide messenger RNA. It is a transcript of the gene npnta, whose product is annotated as nephronectin a. Bases 213 to 2117 code for a protein of 634 amino acids. The transcript is spliced from 14 exons. Gene Ontology annotation, molecular function: calcium ion binding. NCBI's taxonomy places the organism in Eukaryota, Metazoa, Chordata, Actinopteri, Cypriniformes, Xenocyprididae. Gene Ontology annotation, cellular component: membrane. The record is from RefSeq and is a predicted model, not a curated record.